Messenger RNA from Ostrea edulis (European flat oyster), 1559 nucleotides. RefSeq names its product E3 ubiquitin-protein ligase ARIH1-like. Gene Ontology annotation, molecular function: ubiquitin protein ligase activity; zinc ion binding; ubiquitin conjugating enzyme binding. Lineage: Eukaryota; Metazoa; Mollusca; Bivalvia; Ostreida; Ostreidae. Gene Ontology annotation, cellular component: cytosol; Golgi apparatus; endoplasmic reticulum. The record is from RefSeq and is a predicted model, not a curated record. Gene Ontology annotation, biological process: regulation of cellular response to oxidative stress; regulation of apoptotic process; protein polyubiquitination. The coding region runs from base 133 to 1461 and encodes 442 amino acids. The transcript has a single exon.
AACUAUCUACACUCUUUGAUUACUACGCUGGAUCACUAGAAUCCGUUAUUGGCCAAGCCGUAUCUCACAUAAAAUCGUACGGAGUAACCCAGUUUGCUCGACUCAAACACUACCCAAAAGGGAAAGAGUGAAAUGGAGUUCAAUACUUUAAAGACAUGUCAAUUCCAAGGUAGAACGUUAACUCCAACGGAAGAAGGAAUUUUAGAAGACGCUAUAUUGAGUCGCAACGAACGAAAUAGAUUUGAGCAAGUUUCCGGUUUUGGAUUUGAACCUCUCCUACCUGAGGUCUGCCAUAUUUGUUUGGACGCGAUAAACGAAAACAGAUCCGGGAUUGCGAUGAAAAGUUGCGGUCACUGGUUUUGUAGAGAAUGCUGGAGAGAACAUCUACUGCACCAAAAUUUCUCUAGGCUUCUUUGUCCCGAAUUCAAAUGUGGAAAUGAUGUGGAUUUCACCUUGGUUUUACAAGUAUUGAACAUUACUGAUGUCCGGAAAUACUUGAUUCGUAGAAAAGAAACUUUAACACAGGGUCAGUGCAAAUAUUGUCCAAACGAAAAAUGUGGUCGCUUAUUUUCAACGUCUUUAUCAUCGAAGACGUCAACCAACGUUGUCUGUGAAUGUGGAUCAAAGUUUUGUCCAAAAUGUUUAAAGUUUCCUCAUUGGCCUGUCUCAUGUGAAAUAUCGCAAAAAUAUUGGAGCUUUCUGAAAGGAAAAGGAAUUGAAAUAGAUUUCGAUUAUGAAGAUUUUUUGUCCACUGAGCUGCAGGUGUAUGGAAAACACUGCCCGAAUUGCAAUCAAUUCAUAGAGAAAGGGGGCGGUUGUUACAAAAUAGUGUGUGUUUGCGGUAUUCGCUUCUGCUGGGGAUGUCGGGGAAUUUAUAGAGUAAAUCAUUACGAAAACGACAACUGUCAGCGGUCGGAACACGGUGACCUGUACAAAACUGCUAGAAAAAGCCUCCCUGCAGACCCUCUUCUUACGAUGAGAAUUAAAGAAGAGCCUGUUCUCAUCCAAACUGCUAUCAAACAGCGCGCAGAGAGAGCAAACUCCCGAACAAUCAUGAUGAAAAGAAAAACUCAUUUCUGGUGCCAGAAAAUUCGUACUCUCGGACGGAAAUCGUCAGCCAAAAUAGCCGAUUUACUGGCAGGAUACGAAUCAAAUGGAAAGAGCAUGUUGUACAAAUUAGAAAAUAUCUUACAAAACACAAUUAAACUCUAUUUGGAGUUGCGCUACCUUACCGAAUAUACUGCUGUCUUUGCACAGCAGCAAAUUCCGCGAUCACGGAAACGCUUGAACGAUGUACUUAAAUGCAUGGAUCAUUUAGCUUCACAGAUUUACGCUGAAUUUGAAAGAGAUAUCAGUUCAGAUCUACCGUCUCUUGUAGAAAGUUUGUUUAAUAUCAAGGACCGCAGCAUGUGCACUGUAUCUGGACUUGUAAAAAUCGUCAAUGAAAUGGAUUCAGAUUAAUCUUGUUAUUAAAGACCCAUUGCUAGAAAUGCUAAAAAUAUCAAAUUGUAUGAAUUGUGUAUAGAAGUAAAAACAUUAAAUUCGGUGUAGUAUCUUCA